Molecule: messenger RNA, 1680 nt
Organism: Gekko japonicus
Lineage: Eukaryota; Metazoa; Chordata; Lepidosauria; Squamata; Gekkonidae
Gene: GRK1
Product: G protein-coupled receptor kinase 1
Biological process (GO): protein phosphorylation; signal transduction; regulation of signal transduction
Cellular component (GO): cytoplasm
Molecular function (GO): G protein-coupled receptor kinase activity; ATP binding
Source: RefSeq, a predicted model, not a curated record
AUGGACAUCGGGGGUCUAGAGACAAUGGUGGCCAACACGGCCUACGUGGCUGCCCGCGGGGACACCGGGAUGACCUCUGGCCGGGACCGGAGGAUGCGGGCCAGGCUGAAGCUGCCACACAUCACCCAGUGUGAGCACCUCAAGGACUCCUUGGACCUGGACUUCCACUACAUCUGCGUGAGGCAGCCAAUCGGCAAGAAGCUCUUCCUAGAGUUCCUCGAGGAGACAAACGAGUUUAGGGCGGUGGGCAGCCUGUGGUUGGACAUGGAGGCUUACGGCUUGGUCGACGCGUCCGAGAGGCCCCAAAACGCCCAGCAGAGCAUCAACAAAUACUUUGACUCGGCCUCCAAGGAGUUCUGUUCCUUCCUGGAGGAGAAGGCCAUCAUGAGGGUGAAGGAAGACGCCAAGCAUGGACACGCUGACCUCUUCAAGGAGUCUGAGCAACACUUGCUGAAGUUCCUGGAGGAGAACGCCUUCGCCAAGUACAAGGAGAGUCUCCACUUUUCCCGCUUCCUCCAGUUCAAGUGGCUGGAGUCCCAGAGCGUGACGGAGGAGUGGUUCCUGGAGUUCCGGGUCCUGGGGAAAGGGGGCUUUGGGGAGGUGUGCGCCUGUCAGAUGCGGGCCACGGGCAAGAUGUACGCCAACAAGCGCCUCAGCAAGAAGCGGCUCAAGAAGCGGCAGGGCUACGAGGGGGCGAUUAUGGAGCAGAGGAUCUUGGCCAAGGUACACAGCCGCUUCAUCGUCACGUUGGCCUACGCCUUCCAGACCAAGCACGACCUCUGCCUCGUCAUGACGUUGAUGAACGGCGGAGACCUGAGGUACCACAUGUAUAACGUCGAUGAGAAUAACCCCGGCUUCGAGGAACCCCGGGCGGUCUUCUACACGGCCCAGAUUAUCUGCGGCCUGGAGCAUCUUCACCAAAACCGCAUCAUCUACCGAGACCUCAAGCCAGAGAACGUCUUGCUGGAUGAUGCAGGGCAUGUUCGCAUUUCAGAUUUAGGCUUGGCAACCGAAAUACCAGAGGGGCAAGAGAAGACCAAAGGAUUUGCAGGCACACCAGGAUUUACGGCUCCAGAGCUCCUGAAAGGGGAGGAUUAUGAUUUCAGCGUGGAUUACUUCACUUUGGGUGUAACUCUGUUUGAAAUGAUUGCAGCAAAAGGAGCGUUCCGGAGCAGGGGGGAGAAGGUCGAGAACAAGGAGGUGACCCGCCGCAUCCUGCAUGAACCUGUGGUGUACAAUGAAAAGUUCAGUCCCGAGUGCAAGUCCUGCUGCGAGGGGCUGAUGGCAAAGGACCCUGCCAACCGCCUCGGCUUCAAAAACAACAACAGUUCUGAAGUUAAGAACCACCCGAAAAAAAACCAAAAAAUGAACUGGAACCGACUGGAGGCAGGCCUGCUGGACCCGCCCUUUGUCCCGGACCCCAAGGUGGUCUACGCCAAGGACAUCAGCGACGUGGGCGCCUUCUCCACGGUGAAGGGCGUCAUGCUGGACGACACAGACAAGUUGUUUUACGACGAAUUCUCCUCGGGGAACGUCCCCAUCCCCUGGCAGGAGGAGAUGAUCGAAAUGGGCAUCUACGAGGAGCUGAAUCUCUGGGGGCCCAAAGGCUCCGUCCCCGAGGACCUGAACCGCAACAACAUUCCCGGCGCCCCCAAGUCGGGGACUUGCAGUGUCUGCUGA